Moesziomyces antarcticus is the source of this 2358-nucleotide messenger RNA. RefSeq lists its product as uncharacterized. The record is from RefSeq and is a predicted model, not a curated record. NCBI's taxonomy places the organism in Eukaryota, Fungi, Basidiomycota, Ustilaginomycetes, Ustilaginales, Ustilaginaceae. The transcript has 3 exons. The coding region runs from base 1 to 2358 and encodes 785 amino acids.
AUGAAAGCCGUUUACGGCACUCCUGUCCCGCGUUCCGAAAAAGCGGCAGCGGUGCGGCUAAGAAAAGGGGUGCGGGAUUCGGACAAAGUCCAACUUGAAGCCAACGUGAGCUUCGCUCUCAGCCAACCUUCACCUCACCUCUUCGCGCUCUCUUUCCUCUACCCCGCUUUCGGCAACAUGGCGACACUGCGAGCGGACGAUCAGAACGCAGGUGCGUCGCUCGAGGCAUCCACAAGCUAUCAAGCACGUCUGCCGGACAAAAAGACCUUCAUCGCUACACUUUCAGGCGGUGCUUUCGUAGUCGGUCUUACGGGCGCCACCAUCUAUGGCCUGAGAAAGGCUCGGCUGCAAGCGAUCAAGGAGGCCGAGGAACUCGCAAAGGCGGCUGCAACUUCGGGGCAGGUGGUAGGAACAUCCAGUGCGCGUGUGCCGGCGUCACUCUCACCACACUCGCUCUCCCGAGCUGAGCCCGCGGCACCCGUCGAGCAGGCGUCAGGCUCAGUAGCGUAUGCCGAAGCGGAAGGUCCAGCAUCACAGGGCGCAUUUGCGCUGUUCCGCCAGAUGAACUCGGCCAUCCUCAAUCCGACACAGAGAGCAGCUGGGACGGCAGCGCCUACAUCCGUGUUCGACGACGAGACGGGCGCGCUACCCAGCGUGCUGCGUCGCAAACGCUCGCCAGCAGCACCCAGCGCUAGUCCGACUAUCACGAAAGCCCCGACUGCGGACCAAACUCCGAGCAUGGCGGCGGCAACCGCUUCGAGCACGACACUCACGCACCCGAGCGACUCCAAGAUCGACUACAGCGAGAUGGAUUCCACGCUUGACUUUCUCGGUCUCUCGUCGCCCAUUCCCGCCGACGAGCAGCGGCGGAUGAAGGCGCUGGAAGAAGAAGCAUCGCGCGAGUCUGGACCCACAGGCUUCUUCCAGUCGCCCGUCGGCCUGUCGCUCAAGGCAUUCUUCAUCGCGACGUCGAUCGUCAGCUUCACGACGCUGGCAGGCGUCGAAGUGGCGAAGCGCGCAUUUGGCGUCGAAACGAUGGACGAAUUCGUCGUUGCCAUGACGCGCAUCGUGCCCAGCCGCCAGAAGGGCGAGGCGUCGUUGAAGGGCGUGGCUCCUCACAUGCAUGUCACGCGCGACGAGGCCGACCUGCCCUCAACCGGCCGCACUGCGUCGGAGCCCAAGUCGGUGGACGAGGCGCUGACGGACCUGAGCCGCGCGGGCAGCUUCGAAGAAUGGGUAAGCACGCUCAAGACGCAGCUCGACAGCGAGCGCGAUUUCGAGGUGCACCGUCGCUUCGGCGGUGCCCCGGCAGCGAGCAACGAUUCGAUCUCCACCUCGGCGCGAACGUAUGCCGUGCACUCGCCAUUAGAAGACGUCGAACGCGACACUGCCGCACCAUCGAUCCUGCGCUCCGUGUUGGCCAUCUCUCCCGUAUUGCCGAGCACGGCGUUUGGGCUGGGUCUUGUAUCGGGCGUGUUGACGGCGGGCAAGCGCGCCGGGCUGGUGUUUAUGGCCGAAAACGCACACCGGCUGCCGGACACGGUGCAGGGGUGGUACUUUUACUCCAAGACCAAAAACUACAAGGUGAUGCUGGGUGCGGCCAAGGGUGGACUGAAGCAAGGCGUGCGGUUGGGAAUCUGGACCACCGGCUUCUGCUUGGCUGAGCGUAUGGCCGAGCUCACGCGCGGUGCGGUGCAGAGCCACUUCCGCUCUACGUCAGCGAUGGACGUGCAGCGCAAGUUCAAGAUUCUGGGACACUGGACCGACGGUGCACUCGCUGGAGUGGUGACUGCCGCCGCAGCUACAACGCUGUACCGACUGCCACGACCUGCGGCGGUGAGGGUGUUCCAGCUGGGACUGUUCGCGGGCGCGGGUACCGGCGCCCUGAGAGAUGUGCAGGAAAGACUAGUGCACAAGGAGAUCGGCGGAACUGAAACUAUCAACCUUGGCGCUCCGAUCCUUACAUCCGGCUCGGGGCGCAUGACUGAGAAGAAGAACGCAGCAGCAGCGACAGCUGCUCGGCCCACGUUUGUAGCCCAAGGGUCCGAUGACCGCCAUGGGGAAAUUUGGCUGGGUUCGGCUCACCAAGCCGAAUUUUGCGCCCGCGCUCAGUUGCAGCAGAUCUCAGACGCUGCUGCUGCAAUGCUGCAACUCACGCAGAAGCGCAGGGCAGACAAAAAGCACGGAAAUGCAGCCGCGGAUGCGUCUCCGAAUGUGCCGCACUUUGAGCCGAGAAAAUCGCAGUCGCAGCCAACCACUGCAACAGCCGCGCCUUGCUCUGCUGCUCUGCUGCUCUGCUGCUCUGCUGCUCUGCUGCUGUGCCCUGCUCGACUCCCCGUGGAGCCGCCGAGCCGCUAA